UCUCUUCUUUUUCUGCAAGAUGCAAGGAGGCAACCAUGAAUAAGCCACUAGAUAAUUUAGCAAAUGCUUCUGAUUUCCCCGAUUAUGCAGCCGCUUUUGGAAAUUGCACUGACGAAAACAUCUCACUCAAGAUGCACUACCUCCCUGUUAUUUACGGCAUUAUCUUCCUCGUGGGAUUUCCAGGGAAUGCAGUAGCGAUUUCCACUUACAUUUUCAAAAUGCGACCCUGGAAGAGCAGCACCAUCAUUAUGCUGAACCUGGCCUGCACAGAUCUGCUGUAUCUGACCAGCCUCCCCUUCCUGAUUCACUACUAUGCCAAUGGUGAAAACUGGAUAUUUGGAGAUUUCAUGUGUAAGUUUAUCCGCUUUGGCUUCCAUUUCAACCUGUACAGCAGCAUCCUCUUCCUCACCUGCUUCAGCAUCUUUCGCUACUGUGUGAUCAUUCACCCCAUGAGCUGCUUUUCCAUUCACAAAAUUCGAUGGGCAGUGGUAUCCUGUGGUGUGGUGUGGAUCAUUUCACUGGUAGCUGUGAUUCCCAUGACCUUCUUGAUCACAUCAACCAACAGGACCAACAGAUCAGCCUGUCUUGAUCUCACCAGUUCAGAUGAACUCAGUACUAUUAAAUGGUACAACGUAAUCUUGACUGCAACCACCUUCUGCCUCCCUUUGGUGAUAGUGACACUUUGCUAUACCACAAUUAUCCACACUCUGACCCAUGGACUACAAACUCACAGCUGCCUUAAGCAGAAAGCUCGAAGGCUAGCCAUUCUGCUACUCCUCGUAUUUUACGUAUGUUUGUUACCCUUUCAUAUCUUGAGGAUAAUUCGGAUAGAAUCUCGCCUGCUUUCCAUCAGCUGUUCCAUUGAGAAUCAGAUCCACGAAGCUUACAUCGUUUCAAGACCAUUAGCUGCUCUGAACACCUUUGGUAACCUGCUACUGUAUGUGGUGGUCAGUGACAACUUCCAGCAGGCUGUCUGCUCAAUAGUGAGAUGCAAAGCAAGCAGGGACCUUGAGCACGCAAAGAAAACCAGUUACUCAAACAACCCUUGAAAUACUUCAUUUACUUAACCGAAAAUAAAUACUUGCUGAUACUUUACCUAGCACUCCUAAGAUGUUCAGGAUGUCUCCCUCAAUGGAACUCCUGGUAAAUACUCUGUAUUCAAGUAAUCAUGUGCCAAAGCCAGGGAAGGGCUUCUAGUCAUUUGCAAUCUCUUUAUUGAGCUCCUCCAUUGAAGAGAUAUAAGAAUGGGAUGCAGCAAAGUAUUCAGACUUGGUAUUGCAAGCUGCUGGAACUCAGAGGUAUCUUAGAGAACAUCUGUUCCCACCAACCCAUUAUACAUACAUGGAAACCAAUUUCAUACCCUUGCCCUAGAUUGCUCAGUAAAUGAGUGCCAAGACAGGAGAAAACCAAUCUUUUCACUCAUCAUUUCAUGCUCCUCCGCACUCCGGACCUAUUUGUAUUAAACUAGUACACGAUUCAAACCAUUACUUUUAUCUUUCUUCAUAUUUAUUUUUUACAUCUCACAGCUCUACGAUUUGUUUUCUUCAAGCUUAUAUUUAAUAUUGUAAAACUGGGUUUAGCCAGAUCUGUAUUUUACUUGCAAGCCAGCAAGAUACCUUUGAAAUAAUUCGAGGACGUCCAUGCAAAUAGCUGAAAUUAGUACCUGCAACAUAUUUGGAGUAUUCUGUCUUUAUUGUUGCAGAGCACUUAAAAAGUUUUUAUUGAAUUUAUUAAAAAAUUGUCAGAUUGUAUUCAUCAUAAUUAACAUGUCCUGGGGAAGGAAGGGACACUUUUGAGGACCAGAAGUCACUUUCAAAUAUCACGUAUGUAUUGGGUGUUCAAUCAUUUCUAAUGCUAUUUUGAUUUUUGUGGGAAAAUAUUCCAGGAAACAUUAAUUCUCUUUAGAGUUCUUGUUCUUUUAUGACUACAGUGAACGCGUCUAUUUAAUAGCCAAAGGUAUUUUUGAAUUGUAUGUAUGCUUCGUUAUCAGUAAGUAUAAAUAUCUGAGAAAAUAACUGGUCUGGAUAUUUAAAACUCUCAUAAAUAUAUUGCUACAAUUAAUAAACUUAUUU
Messenger RNA from Callithrix jacchus (white-tufted-ear marmoset), 2072 nucleotides. The record is from RefSeq and is a predicted model, not a curated record. Lineage: Eukaryota; Metazoa; Chordata; Mammalia; Primates; Cebidae.